AUGAGUCAUAUACACCUGCCAACAGAGUCACAAGUACCACCAGCUCCACAACCACCUCCACUACCACUGGCUCCACCAAUCAUCCGUGUUCAAGAAGUAUCAAAAACAGUUCAUGUAAAUGAAAAUUCGCACAUCAUAUUCAAACUAACGCAAGCAAUAGAAGAAGACUCUCUACCAAAAAUGGUCUCAUUGAUUGAAGAACAGGAAGUGGAUAUCAAUUCUACAUUAUCAUUUGGUGUCUGCAUUCUUCUCAAGGCUAUAAGAAGCCGAUCAAGAAGGAUUGUGGAAUAUCUAAUUGACAAAGGAGCCGAUCCGGAAUCAUCUAUACGAGAUAUGAUGAAAAGGCCGGAUGGUUUAGAAGUUGAAUAUAGUAAUUGUAAACGAUAUGACCAAUGGAACACUGACAUACUCAAAAAGCUGCUACCAAGAAUGGGAGAACGACUUCAUACAAUUGUCGACGCUGAAGGCAGAACUCUUCUUCACCUUGCUUGCUACUUCCCAGACCUCUCAUUCUUUGAGUACUUGCUUCGGUUUGGACUAGAUCCGAAUGUUAAAGACAACAAGGGUUGCAGUGUGCUGAGUUUGCUCAUUUCACAUCAAGAUACAAAAGCCUCGUAUGAAAUGGUACAACUGGUUCUCUCCUUACCGAGUACCCAGGUGGAUAUUCGAAACCAUGCUGGUUUCACACCUCUUUAUCAAAGUUUCUUUAUGAAUCGUCUUGAGUUUUUCUAUCUUCUUCUUUAUAAUGGGGCCGAUCCAUUUAUGAGGACUCACAAUGGAAGCACCUUAAUGCACUGUCCGUUUCUUCAUUGCCAUAAAUACAUGAUUCUGUAUGAUAUUGGCCUCGAUGUUAAUGCAAAAACUAACUCAGGACUUCGGCCAUUACAAAAUAAAGCAGAACUGAGUUUUGAUUUUUUUAUUUUAAUCCUUUUGGGGCGUGAAGUUUUGGAGGAUGAGUAUUCAAAGAUGGAAAAGACUUUUGAGCCAAGAGUUGUGAAGAAGAUUAAAGAGAAGGUAGAAAGAGGUGAAUUUGCUGCCAAUCGCCUGCAAGCACUGUGCCGACGGAAGAUUCGUCAGAUAUUGUUCCAGAAAGAUCAUACUUACGUCACAGAAAACAUAUGGUUGCUGCCCCUUCCAAAGCCACUUAGGUUAUAUUUAGACGUAAUAUUAUAUGCUCAACAUUUGUUGGAAGCACUGGGACAUUAA
This is a messenger RNA of Candidula unifasciata, 1206 nucleotides long. The record is from the annotation of a GenBank genome assembly. Lineage: Eukaryota; Metazoa; Mollusca; Gastropoda; Stylommatophora; Geomitridae.